This is a messenger RNA of Spinacia oleracea (spinach), 636 nucleotides long. RefSeq lists its product as uncharacterized. Bases 1 to 636 code for a protein of 211 amino acids. The transcript has 3 exons. NCBI's taxonomy places the organism in Eukaryota, Viridiplantae, Streptophyta, Magnoliopsida, Caryophyllales, Amaranthaceae. The record is from RefSeq and is a predicted model, not a curated record.
AUGCCUACAGAAAAACAAGAUCCAUCACAAAAUCCUAAUUUUGCUUACUAUCUAAGUAACAGUGAUUUGAAUGCCAUGAAAUUAGUGAGCAUUGAAAUUGAAGGUGAAGGAAAAUGUUUCAGUGAUUGGAGACGUUCAAUGAUGAUAACAUUAUCAGCCAGAAACAAGCUAUGCUUUGUUGAUGGCAGUUUGAAUCAACCAGCAGUGAAUUAUGCAAACUACAUGAUAUGGAUUAGAUGCAAUAAUCUAGUCAUUUCAUGGAUGCUGGCCUCUCUUGAACCUUCGAUUGCAAGAAGUGUUCUAUAUCUCAAAACACCAAGAGCAACAUGGCUCGAAUUGGAAGAAAGGUAUUGCAGAGAAUUUGGACCUCAACUAUUUUCUGUUCAACAAAAAUUAAGUGAGUUGACUCAAGGUGAUGAUGAAGCAGUUGCUAGCUUCUUUACUAAAAUCAAACUUCUAUGGGACCAACUUGAUGAUUGGAGCCAUCACCUUUUUGUGUUUAAACUGGAGGAACAACAAAAAGAGGAUCUGGAAGUCAACACCAAGAACAAUUUAUUUUGUGAUCACUGCAAAAUGAGAAAUGCUGGAAACUCCAUGGUUAUCCGAAAGAUUUCAAGGGCAAAGGAAAAAGAAUAA